Molecule: messenger RNA, 5608 nt
Organism: Erpetoichthys calabaricus (reedfish)
Lineage: Eukaryota; Metazoa; Chordata; Cladistia; Polypteriformes; Polypteridae
Product: calcium-transporting ATPase type 2C member 2-like
Exons: 27
Coding region: 227-3067 (946 amino acids)
Biological process (GO): calcium ion transmembrane transport; intracellular calcium ion homeostasis; manganese ion transport
Cellular component (GO): Golgi membrane; plasma membrane; endoplasmic reticulum
Molecular function (GO): ATP hydrolysis activity; ATP binding; P-type calcium transporter activity
Source: RefSeq, a predicted model, not a curated record
GCCCAGCCUUACUGAGGAAGCUCAACCUGUCAAACUGGGUGGCGGAAAUAGUAACGCUGCUCAUUCGUAAGUCUGUGAGGAUGAAUAGAUUUUAAUGUGCAGGUGGAUACCGGCUGGACAGGUGUGGAGGGGCACGGCUUCAGAUGACAAGUACAGGUACGGUGUCGCAUUCCGGAACAGGUAAGAAGGCCACCAGCACAGCAACGGGACAAUCACAGCACCAGCCAUGACGCGAAGAAACUUCUUCGGACUCUUUCGGAAACUGACACACGGACCUAAGUACACCCUCGUCGAUAAUGAAGCGCAUAAUCACACGCAGAAUGAAGAGCUUGAGGAACUUAAAGUGCUGAAGAAUGAUGAUUCAGUUAUCGCAGUACCUGUGAAAGAAGCCAGUUUGAAAAGUAUAGAAGAACUAGCCAGUGAUUUACAGGUUGAUUUACAUGAGGGGCUUUCCCAUUUCUCGGUUCUUGAAAGGAGAAAAAAGCAUGGCUUGAAUGAAUUUAUGGUGGAUAACAAUGAGCCAAUCUGGAAAAAAUACCUGAGUCAGUUCAAGAAUCCUCUCAUUCUCCUGCUGUUCUGUUCCGCUCUAAUCAGUAUCAUCACCAAGGAGUAUGAAGAUGCAAUCAGUAUAACAAUGGCUAUCAUUAUUGUUGUAACAGUGGCCUUUCUUCAAGAGUACCGCUCUGAAAAAUCAUUAGAGGAACUGAACAAGUUGGUGCCACCUGAAUGCAAUUGCAUACGUGAAAAUGAUGUGUUACAUAUGCUAGCUAGGGAGCUGGUGCCCGGAGAUAUUGUGAACAUUUCUGUUGGUGACAGAGUCCCUGCUGACAUUCGGCUAAUAGAGGCUGUUGAUUUGCUAAUUGAUGAAUCAAGCUUCACAGGAGAGGUUGAACCAUGCUCAAAAACAUGUCUUACCCUCUCACAAUAUGGAGAACAGACAUCCCCCUCCAACAUUGCAUUUAUGGGCACCUUGGUUCGUUAUGGAAAUGGAAGGGGUAUUGUAAUUGGAACUGGAGAACAGUCUCAAUUUGGAGAGGUAUUUAAAAUGAUGCAGAUGGAGGAGACUCCCAAGACCCCAUUGCAGAAAAGCAUGGACAAAUUGGGAAAACAGCUUUCCAUCUUCUCAUUUAUCAUUAUUGGCAUCAUUAUGCUGAUAGGCUGGCUUCAAGGGAAAGCUCUCCUUAAUAUGUUCACCAUUGGUGUAAGCCUGGCAGUUGCUGCUAUUCCAGAAGGUCUACCGAUUGUUGUCACUGUAACUUUGGCUCUGGGUGUGAUGAGAAUGGCAAAGAAGAGGGCUAUUGUCAAGAAACUUCCUAUUGUUGAAACAUUAGGCUGCUGCAAUGUGAUUUGUUCUGACAAAACGGGCACAUUAACAGCCAAUGAGAUGACUGCUACACGACUGUUUACAGCUGAUGGUGUACAUGCUGAGGUGACAGGAGUGGGAUAUAAGAAGAAUGGUGCAGUUUUAAUCAUGCCGGGAGGGGAGGUUGCUAAAGGAUUCUCCAAUGUUUCACUUGGGAAACUAGUAGAGGCUGGCAGUGUCUGCAAUAACGCUCUUGUUAAGGAUGGAGUUUUGAUGGGACAGCCAACUGAAGGAGCCCUAAUUACACUUGCAAUGAAGAUGGAUAUUGAUGCUGUUAAGGAUUGCUACAUCAGAAUUAAAGAGUUUCCUUUUAGCUCUGAACAGAAAUGGAUGGCAGUGAAAUGUUCAAGCAAGAGUCAGGAAGCAGAUGAGAAGUAUUUCAUGAAAGGUGCUUUUGAAGGUGUGAUUGAAUAUUGCAGUGAUUAUAACAGCAGUGGACUACCUGUUCCCCUUACACCUCAGAUAAAGACUGUGUACAUAAAUGAAGAGAAGAGGCUUGGCAGAUUGGGGCUGCGGGUCUUAGCACUAGCUUCUGGACCAGAAUUGGGAAGACUAUCUUUUCUUGGUCUCAUUGGCAUUAUCGACCCACCCAAAGAAGGUGUUAAAGAAGCUAUUGAUAUGCUGCAUCAGUCUGGAGUGUCAGUGAAAAUGAUCACAGGAGAUGCCAGAGAAACUGCAGUUGCAAUAGGAGAAAAUGUAGGAAUUUGUAAAACAAGUGCUGUGACAAUGUCUGGAGAAGAACUUGAAAAGCUGGAAGAUGCUGAACUUAUCUCCAAGAUUACUAAGGUGUCUGUAUUCUACAGGACAAAUCCAAAGCACAAAUUGAAAAUUAUUAAGACCUUGCAAAAAAAUAAUGCCAUUGUGGGAAUGACAGGUGAUGGUGUCAAUGAUGCCAUUGCCUUGAAAUCUGCUGAUAUUGGAGUAGCAAUGGGCUGCACUGGAACAGACGUCAGCAAAGAGGCAGCAGACAUGAUUCUGGUGAAUGAUGAUGUCUCGACAAUAUUGUCUGCCAUUGAAGAAGGGAAAGGAAUAUUCCACAACAUUAAAAACUUUGUCAGAUUCCAGCUUAGCACGAGUAUCGCUGCACUCAGUUUGAUUACACUGUCAACGGUGUUCAAUUUGCCAAAUCCCCUGAAUGCCAUGCAGAUUUUGUGGAUCAACAUCAUCAUGGAUGGUCCUCCUGCACAAAGUUUGGGUGUUGAGCCUGUUGCCAGUGACGCUAUUAAGCGCCGUCCUAGAAACAUUCAAGACACUAUUCUCAGCAAAAUAUUGAUCUUGAAGAUACUCAUCUCUGCUGUCAUCAUCAUCGGAGGAACUCUCUUUAUCUUCUGGACUGAAAUUCCAGAAGAUGGCAAAGUCACACCAAGAACAACCACAAUGACUUUUACGUGUUUUGUCUUCUUUGAUAUGUUCAAUGCAUUGACCUGCCGCUCCCAGACACAGCCCAUCUAUGAAAUAGGUUUCUUCCGGAAUCACUUCUUCCUUUAUGCAGUGAUUGGAUCCAUUUUGGGACAGAUGGCUGUGAUUUAUAUACCACCAUUGCAAAAAAUCUUCCAAACAGAAAGUCUUAAGCCCUUAGAUCUGUUGCUGUUAACCGGAUUGGCCUCCACCGUGUUCGUCAUAUCAGAGCUGAUUAAAAUAUUAGAGAGAUUUGUACUAUUCUGCAAACACAAAAACCUCAGCAAAACCACUGAGCAAGUGUGAUGGAUUAAAAUAUUAUUCAUUCCAUUUACUUAGAACUGAAAAGCACACUUGCUGGAUAAUCAUGGAAACAAAUGUGAAAAGACUGGAGUUGUUCUGUAUACCUGCUGCCCAUGCAAAUACUCUGCUGACAAUCUGCAUCUUUCUUUUCCACACCUUUCAAAGAAAAAGAAAAUGGUGCAUUUGCUUUUAAUAAAUGACACACCUGAAGAAUCAAAAAAGGAAGAAGAUAAAAAAAUACAGAAGUUGAAACAAAUAAACAAAGAAAAUUGAUGCUUUUGGACCUGCUUUUCAGGCUAAAGUUCUAUCUGGCAGGAUGUUGUCCCCACUUCCAUUCACAUCCUGCUACCAUAUCAAGAGAUUCACCCUGUCCAUCCUGUCUCUGUCUUGUAUCUUCAUCCUCCUUGUCAGUGCUUCACACACCUCACUUCUCAUUUCUGAGCUCAAUCAGCUUUAACUCCCGUUCAUGGGGAUGGAGUGUGCCUCCUGGCAGUCCCUGAGCAGUGAAGUGCCAUUAUAGGCCUAAGCCUAGGAAGUAGCUACUGGACUGAUGACUUUCUGUCUUGGAAAACAAAAUAAUACAUUUCCUGAUAUUGUGAUGCCAUCUUCUAUCCUGGAGGCAGUUAUACAGUGAGGUAUUCAUACCAUAUGCUGUUCUUUUAGUGUUCCUGGAGGAGUACUAUAGGCUACCUCCUGUACCACAAUGUACCUCUCGCAUGGGUACUCCCAGAUUAUUUUAUAUAGCACUCUCUAUGAAACCUGUUCCUAAAACUACGUUUGGCCUUACCAUCCCAAAACACUGGCAUAUAUUAGUAUUGCGCUCUCAGUGUCAGUUGUUCCUUGUAUUUGGGCCUUGAAAGACACCAUCCCCAUACUGUUGUAUCCUUACCAUAUAUAAGAGUAUAAUGCAAAAAGCACAGAUAUUGCUAUUAUUUCCUUUUUAUACAUUUACCUUCAAAAUGAGGAGGGGUCAGACUGCACACAUUUAUGCUUUAAAGGAACACUCCACCAAAAAAUUAUUUUUUUUUAUGUUACUUUUAUAGUGAUAUCCAUGUUAUUAAGCAAAAUGGAAAGAAAACAUUUUAUGAUAAAAAUAGAAGGCAAUAGUGACCAGUGUUGUACAUUGGAAAAAAAUGUAAAAAACAUUCAUGGAAAGAAGAGAAGAAGUCUCAUGUAAGUUUGUUCCACAUAAUUCACGUUAGUUAUCCAGUUGUCUUCUCAAAACAUACAAAAUGAACGCUUUUGUGCUAAAAUAUUGUUAUAUAGUUACUUCCAGAUCUAGCACUCAUUAUAAACAUUACACUACAUGUUCAUGGGAUUGACUUUUAAAACUGAAGACAAGACUCUUAACCAAUGAAUAAGGUGAUGAGGCAGGUCUUCGGUUCAAAAUGUCAAUCCUAUGAGCCUUUACAACAACAACAACAUUUAUUUCUAUAGCCCAUUUUCAUACAAACAAUGUAGCUCAAAGUGGUUUACAUGAUGAAGAAAGAGAAAAAAGACAAAAUAAAUAAUUAAAAUUAGGUAACACUAAUUAACAUGGAAUAAAAGUAAGGUCUGAUGGCCAGGGAGGACAGAAAAAAACAAACAAAAAAAACUCCAGACGGCUGGAGAAAAGAAAUGGCCUUUAAUCCAUCAAUGUAGGGACAUCACGGUGCUUUGAUUAGGUGUUGGUGGUGCAGAUCACCACCACAGAAAACCGGAGAAAAAACAGAAGAGAAAGUAGGGGUUAGUACGGAUUUUGGAGCCACCAUGAAUAAUAAUGAUAAUUAAUUGAAUAUAAUUCAAUUAAUCCAGAGUAUCAGGAUUUAACUAAAAUGAAGCUAUGAAAAGACAUGUUAAAGUAAUGUGUUUUCAGCAGUUUUUUUAAAAGUGCUCCACUGUAUUAGCCUGGCAAAUUCCUAUUGGCAAGCUAUUCCAGAUUUUGGGUGCAUAACAACAGAAACCCGCCUCACCAGUCCUUUUAAGUUUAGCUCUUGGAAUUCUAAGCAGACGCUCAUUUGAGGAUCUAAGGUUACGAUUUCGAGUUUAAGGUGUAAGACAUUCUGAAAUAUAAGAUGGAGCGAGAUUAUUUAAGGCUUUGUAAACCAUAAGCAGUAUUUUGAAGUCAAUUCUAAAUGGCACAGGUAACAAUGUAGUGACAUUAAAACUGGGGUGAUGUGCUCGGAUUUUGUUUUCUGAGUUGUGAUUCUAGCAGCUGCAUUCUGCACUAGUUGCAAUCGAUUUAUGUCUUUUUUUGGUAGUCCUGAGAGGAGUGCGGUUACAGUAAUCUAGCCGACUGAAAACAAAAGCAUGAACUAAUUUUUCAGCAUCUUGCAAUGUUAUAAGAGGUCUAACUUUUGCAAUAUUUCUUAAGUGAGAAAAUGCUGUCCUAGUGAUCUGAUUAAUAUGUGAUUUAAAAUUCAGGUCAGAGUCAAUAAUUACCCCUAAAUUCUUUACCUCCAUCUUGACUUUUAAUCCCAAUGAAUCAAGUUUAUUUCUAAUAACCUCAUUAUAUCCAUUAUUGACAAUUACUAAAAUUUCUGUUUUCUCUCUAUUUAGUUUGAG